AUGUCUGACGACUCCACGACCAACGCGCCGGCUACUGCGGCCGCGUCGCCAACACCCGCCGCUGAGAAGGAGGCCGUGCCUGCCCCUGCGACCACCCAAGCCGGCGAGACAAAGAAGGAGGAAGCUGCUGCCGCUACCAACGCUGCCGAGGAGAAGGCGGCCAGUGCUACUGAGACUGCGGCGCCUGCGCCUACUAGUGAAGCGCCGGCCGAACAAGAGUCGGACAAGGCUGCCCAAGACACCGAGGACAAGCCUGCCGAUAAGUCCGACGACAAGGCCACCGACAAGCCCGAACAAGACCAAACAGAAAAAUCCGACGUCGAAAUGGCCGAUGCCAGCGCCGCCCAGACUCCUGCUCCCGAGUCGGCAGAGCAAACCCAGCAGACCGACGAUGCCAGCCCUGCUGCUUCCGCGGCCGCCACGUCCAAGAGCAACAAGUCUUCGAACAGCCGUCGCAAGUCCGUCGGCGGUGGCUCCAAGCUCAACAAGAAGGCUUCCAAGGCGAAGCUGCUUCACCUCGACGCGCAGCCCGGCGAUCACUACUAUGUCAAGCUGAAGGGCUUCCCUCAAUGGCCCGUUAUCAUCUGCGAUGAGGACAUGCUUCCCCAGUCGCUCAUCAAGUCGCGACCCGUCUCCGCCAUGCGUCCCGAUGGUACCUACCGCGAAGACUUUGCCGACGGCGGCAAGAGAGCACACGAUCGCACGUAUCCCGUCAUGUAUCUUCAUACCAACGAAUUCGGCUGGGUGGUUAACACAGAGCUCAUCGAGCUUGAUCCCGAGGCCAUCAAGGAUAUGAAGAUGGACAAGAUGCGCAAGGACCUUGCUGCAGCGUACCACUUGGCUGCCGAGACCCAUCCCCUAUCUUUCUACAAGGAGGUUCUGCAGCGCUUCCAGGAGGAGCUGAUUGAGCAGGAGAAGGCCAGGGCCGCCAAGGCUGCUGCCACUCCCAAGGGCAAGAAGUCCAAGGCCGCUGUCAGCGAGGAUGAGGACGUCGAGAUGGCCGAUGCGAGCGACGAGCAGCCCCAGACCGACAAGAAGAAGGCCAAGAAGAGAAAGGCGGAGGAGCCCGUAGAGGAAACUCCUCAGCGGUCAGAGUCGGUCAAGAAGCCCAAGAUAAAGUUGACGACCAAUUCGACCGCGAAGACCGCGAACGGUGCCGCCGCCACCCCCAAGACUGCUAAGCCCGCAGCGGAAGCGAAGACCGCGAAGGCUAAGCCGGCCAAGAAGACCAAGGAGACGGAGGAGAAGAAGGGUGAGAAGGAAGCUGCUACUCCCAAGGAGCAAGAACUCACGCCUGAGGAGAAGCAUACCCGCAAGGAGCGUGAGGUGUUGUUCCUCCGCCACAAGCUUCAAAAGGGCCUGCUCACCAGGGAUCAGGAGCCCAAGCCCGAGGAGAUGAAGGUCAUGUCUGAGUUCCUAACCAAGCUGGAAGCGUUCCCAGAUCUUGAAGUCAGCAUCAUCCGGGCCACCAAGAUUAACAAGGUGCUCAAGGCCAUCCUUAAGCUCGAAAACAUUCCCAAGGAGGAGGAGUUCAAGUUCAAGCCCCGCUCGCAAACACUUUUGGACAAGUGGAACAAGCUUCUAGCCGGUGAAGCUGCCUCCGCCGCCGCCGCUCCCGCAGCCGACAAGGAAGCCACUACUAAUGGCGUCAAUGGAAAGGCGAAGGAGGCCGAGAAGGAGGUCAAGGAGGAAACCAGCAAGACCAACGGCGCCAAGGGCAAGAGCGAAGAGCCUUCCACGUCUGACAAGGCUGAGGAGGCCCCCAAGGACAAGGAUGGCGACUCCAAGAUGGAGGAGGCCGAAGCAAAGGUCGAGCAGAAGGAUGAGAAGAAGGAUGCGGAUGAGAAGAAGGAUGCGGACGAGAAGACCGAGAAGCCAGAGACCGAAGAGGCAAAGUCUUCUGAGGCGGUUGAAGCAUCUGCCUGA
Molecule: messenger RNA, 1926 nt
Organism: Sordaria macrospora k-hell
Lineage: Eukaryota; Fungi; Ascomycota; Sordariomycetes; Sordariales; Sordariaceae
Source: RefSeq, a predicted model, not a curated record